This is a messenger RNA of Annulohypoxylon maeteangense, 1424 nucleotides long. Its product is annotated as mitochondrial carrier. Lineage: Eukaryota; Fungi; Ascomycota; Sordariomycetes; Xylariales; Hypoxylaceae. The record is from RefSeq and is a predicted model, not a curated record. The transcript is spliced from 4 exons. Bases 338 to 1321 code for a protein of 327 amino acids. Gene Ontology annotation, biological process: transmembrane transport; fumarate transport; succinate transport.
AUCUCUCCCAGUACUCUUAUAUCCUUCGGAACUUCAUACACAUUGGACGAUCUCGUUUCCUCUUAACUGCUCCCACAACCCUUUGGCGUCGGUCAAGCUUUACUUACAGAGUAACUCCUCUUUGUUCUCGUAUCUUCUUAAAUACCAAGCGCCCUAAUUCUCCCGUUAGCUGUCACUUCCUUUGUACUCCUCUAACGCAUAUUGGUGACGAUUAUUGCAUGUGAUCGCCUCACUCUCUUAUUGUAAAGGUCGUUUUAUUCCACCUUGGAAGACUCGAGCACAAUCGGAAGAUAUACAGAAUAGAAACAGGGCGCAAGCCCAAAGUUAGGAAUACACAAUGGCGACUAAAGUGGGAGGAAAAGAUGGCAAGGCGCCGCCGACGGCAGCCACGAAUUUGAUCGCUGGUGGAGGGGCAGGAAUGAUGGAGGCUCUCGUAUGCCACCCUCUCGACACCAUAAAAGUCCGCAUGCAACUCUCCCGCCGCGCCCGCCAACCCGGCGCCCCCAAACGGGGCUUCAUCCGCACCGGCAGCGAGAUCGUAAAGCGGGAAACGCCCCUCGGUCUCUACAAAGGGCUCGGCGCCGUGCUCACGGGCAUCGUGCCCAAAAUGGCGAUCCGCUUCACCUCCUUCGAAGCCUACAAGCAAAUGCUCGCGGACUCGGAAACAAAAACGAUAACAGGCCGGGGCACCUUCCUCGCGGGUCUAGCCGCAGGCGUAACCGAAGCCGUGGCCGUAGUCACCCCCAUGGAAGUCGUCAAGAUCCGGCUGCAGGCGCAACACCACAGCAUGGCGGACCCGCUCGACAUCCCGAAGUACCGCAACGCGGCGCACGCGCUGUACACUGUUGUCAAGGAAGAGGGGGUCGGCGCGCUGUACCGCGGGGUCAGUCUCACGGCGCUGAGACAGGGCAGCAAUCAGGCGGUGAAUUUCACGGCGUAUACGUAUUUCAAGGAGGCGUUGCUGCGCUGGAGGGAGGAGGGGGGGAGGGGGUCGGGACAGUUGCCGAGUUGGCAGACUACGGUUAUUGGGCUUGUGAGCGGUGCGAUGGGACCGCUGAGUAAUGCCCCGAUUGAUACGAUUAAGACCCGUUUGCAGAAGACGCCGGCUGAGGAGGGGGUUUCGGCUUUUAGGAGGAUUAGUGUUAUUGCUGGGGAGAUGUUUAAGCAAGAAGGUGUUCAUGCGUUCUACAAGGGGAUUACGCCUCGGAUCAUGCGUGUUGCGCCCGGUCAGGCUGUCACGUUCACGGUGUACGAGUAUCUGAAGGAUAAGUUGGAGAAGAGUGGCCCGAGUGUUAUAUCGGGAAGUAGGUACGAGGAGUAAAUUUAGGGGGAAUUAGUUUCGGGAUUUUGGAGGCAGAGGAUCUAGGAUUGGGGAGGUUCAUGUUGGAUAUACCUAAGUGGUUGCUUGUAUCUUGUUCGCGUGU